UUUCCCACUGUUUUUUUGUUUACAGUUGUGUUUUAUUUUUGCGGUGUUCAAAAAGCUGUGAAAAUUAAGAAAAAUAAAUAAAAAUGUUUGAAGUAGAAUCCAUUGUUGUUGAUCAUAAAGAUGUUAUACACGAUGUGGUAUUUGAUUAUUAUGGACGCCGCAUGGCUACUUGUUCCAGUGACCAGACAGUAAAAAUAUGGGAUGAAAAUGAACAGGGAAAAUGGUCGGUAACCUCUAGUUGGAAGGCACAUUCCGGUUCUAUAUGGCGGGUAUCUUGGGCUCAUCCGGAAUUUGGUCAAGUUUUAGCCUCGUGUUCUUUCGAUCGUACCGCCUCGGUAUGGGAAGAGGUGUUGGGAGAAAAAGUAGCUGCCACCAUGACUCCUGCUAGACGUUGGGUUAAACGUACAGUUCUAGUGGAUUCACGCACCAGUGUUACUGAUGUGGAGUUUGCACCCAAAUAUUUAGGUUUACUAUUGGCUACUGCAUCAGCAGAUGGUGUUAUUCGUAUUUAUGAAGCGCCGGAUAUAAUGAAUUUAAGCAAUUGGCCGGUUCAACAUGAAAUCACAAAUAAAUUGCCUUUAAGCUGUUUGUCUUGGAAUACAUCGACCUAUAAGCUGUCGUCACAAUUGUUAGCGGCUGGAAGUGAUGAAACUGCUACUAUUACCGGCAAAGUUUUUAUAUUUGCCUAUAGUGAAAAUGCCAGAAAGUGUGUUAAAGUGGAUACGAUUAAUGAUAUAACUGAUCCUGUUACAGAUUUGGCUUUUGCUCCAAAUGCUGGUCGUAGUUUCCAUAUGUUGGCAGUGGCCAGCAAAGAUUUAUAUAUUGUUAAUAUACGAGGAGUCGCUGAUGGUUCCGGUAAUUCAAAACUAGAUAUUCAAACAGUUAAGCACACUGACCAUAAUUGUCCCGUUUGGAGGGUUUGUUGGAAUAUGUUAGCAACCAUGUUGAUAUCAACAGGUGAUGAUGGCUGUGUGCGCAUUUGGAAAAUGAACUAUAGCAGAAAAUGGAAAUGCGCGGCAGUUUUGAAAGCUGAAGGUAGUGGUCCUUCCUAUGAGCCGGCUCUUAACUCUCCAACAUUUACCACCUCUGCCGCUGCUACUGCUAAAUAUUAUAAAAAAGGCAUUAUUAGCAAUCCCAAUCAAGUGCCAUGGCAUUAAACAGAAAGAAAACACAAUUUAUUAAAACACCAAAUUUAAUGCACACACAAACACAAAUCAAACAACUUAAGCUACUAACAAAAAAGGGAUGUUUGAAUAAAGUAAGUCUGUUUACGUUAUAAUUUUUUCCUCUUUACAACUCUACAAAUAUAAGUAACUUUUUUGUAAUAAAAACCUAAAUACAGCCUCAAUAUACAA
Lucilia sericata (common green bottle fly) is the source of this 1355-nucleotide messenger RNA. RefSeq names its product nucleoporin seh1 (gene Nup44A). Gene Ontology annotation, biological process: cellular response to amino acid starvation; positive regulation of TORC1 signaling. The record is from RefSeq and is a predicted model, not a curated record. The transcript is spliced from 5 exons. Gene Ontology annotation, cellular component: nuclear pore outer ring; Seh1-associated complex. Gene Ontology annotation, molecular function: protein binding; structural molecule activity. NCBI's taxonomy places the organism in Eukaryota, Metazoa, Arthropoda, Insecta, Diptera, Calliphoridae. Bases 84 to 1157 code for a protein of 357 amino acids.